Molecule: messenger RNA, 753 nt
Organism: Acyrthosiphon pisum (pea aphid)
Lineage: Eukaryota; Metazoa; Arthropoda; Insecta; Hemiptera; Aphididae
Exons: 1
Coding region: 1-753 (250 amino acids)
Source: RefSeq, a predicted model, not a curated record
AUGUCUAAGGUCCAUUUAAACAGCUCUACUUCUUUGAACAUUUUUUUUAAUUUAAAACCAAUUGACACAAUUUUGGAUGAAAAUAGAGAACUUUUGCGCAGUCAAAAAGAAAAAACAAGACUAAAAAAUAGACAAAUUAUGAAACGCCUGAUUGAUAUAACGGUUUGUCUUGGUAUAGGUGGUAAACCGUUUCGCGGACAUAGUGAAAAGUCUAAUGAUAUUCACAAAGGACUGUUUUUGGAUAUAGUUGGACUCUUAAAAAAAUAUGAUCCUAUUCUAAAUGAACAUUUGAACAAUGGACCAAAAAAUGCUAUGUAUUGUAGUAAUCGUAUUCAAAAUGACUUAAUUUUUUCCAUAACUCAAUUGAUGAAAAGACAAUUAAAAGAUUGUAUACAAGAUAAAAAAAUAUCUUUGAUUUCUGAUGAAACAAGUGAUUUAGGGCAUCACGAGCAAUUAUCAAUUGUUAUCAGAUACUUUGAUGACACCAAGUGCUCUGCUGUAGAACAGUUUUUGACGAUGAAAAGAAUAAAGUCAGUUAAUGCUCAAAGCAUUUUCAAUACACUGAGUGAUGUCAUUGAAGAAUAUAAUAUUAAAUGGGAAAACAUUGUUUCGACAUGUUUUGAUGGGGCUGCGACAAUGGCAGGUAGUACUGCAGGUGUUCAAACUAAAUUUAAAGAAAAGAAUAAAAAUAUAUUUUUUGUACACUGUUACGGACAUUGUUUAAACCUAAUUUUAGUUGAUUCUGAAAAAUAG